AGGCCCCGGCUUCUGCUGUCAAGUAGCUAGGGUGGGCUCCGCCUAGGCGAGGAGUAGCGCCGGUGGGAGAUGCACUCCCAGCUGUUUGCGGCGGGAGCGGGAAAGCUGUAGGGCCAGGCAGCGCGGCGGCGACAGGAGUGGGGAACAGGUGUUUCAUAGUGCUCACCUGGCUUAAAGCUUUCCUUAUUUUUGAAAGCUGAACCAUCUACUCAACCGAAGAUGAAAAUGCCAUUGCUGGCCAGCCAUCUCCUGCUAAUCUCUAUUACGUCCUGUCUAGGAGAGUUCACAUGGCACAGAAGAUAUGGUCAUGGAGUUUCUGAGGAGGACAAAGGAUUUGGACCCAUUUUUGAAGAGCAACCAAUCAAUACCAUUUACCCGGAGGAGUCGCUGGAAGGAAAAGUUUCACUCAACUGCCGGGCACGAGCCAGCCCUUUUCCAGUUUACAAAUGGAGAAUGAAUAAUGGGGAUGUUGACCUGACAAAUGAUCGGUACAGUAUGGUAGGAGGAAACCUUGUCAUCAACAACCCUGACAAGCAGAAAGACGCUGGGGUAUACUACUGCUUGGCAUCAAAUAACUAUGGGAUGGUCAGAAGCACAGAGGCGACCCUGAGCUUUGGAUAUCUCGACCCCUUUCCUCCUGAGGAGCGUCCAGAGGUCAAAGUGAAGGAGGGGAAAGGCAUGGUGCUUCUCUGCAAUCCUCCCUACCACUUUCCAGAUGAUCUUAGCUACCGCUGGCUCCUGAAUGAAUUUCCUGUAUUUAUCACAAUGGAUAAACGAAGAUUUGUGUCUCAGACAAAUGGCAAUCUCUACAUUGCCAACGUUGAGUCUUCUGAUAGAGGCAACUACUCCUGCUUUGUGUCCAGUCCUUCUAUUACAAAAAGUGUGUUCAGCAAAUUUAUACCUCUCAUUCCAAUACCUGAACGAACAACAAAGCCAUAUCCUGCUGAUAUUGUAGUGCAGUUCAAGGACAUAUAUACCAUGAUGGGCCAAAAUGUGACUUUAGAGUGUUUUGCUCUUGGAAAUCCUGUUCCUGAUAUCCGAUGGCGAAAGGUGCUAGAACCAAUGCCUAGUACUGCUGAGAUAAGUACUUCAGGGGCUGUCCUCAAGAUUUUCAACAUCCAGUUAGAAGAUGAAGGCAUCUAUGAAUGUGAGGCUGAGAACAUUAGAGGAAAGGACAAACACCAGGCAAGAAUUUAUGUGCAAGCAUUUCCUGAAUGGGUAGAGCAUAUCAAUGACACCGAGGUGGACAUAGGCAGUGACCUCUACUGGCCUUGUGUGGCCACAGGGAAGCCCAUCCCGACCAUCAGAUGGCUGAAAAAUGGAUAUGCAUAUCACAAAGGGGAACUGAGACUGUAUGAUGUGACUUUUGAUAAUGCUGGGAUGUACCAGUGCAUAGCGGAAAACGCAUACGGAUCCAUUUAUGCAAACGCCGAGCUCAAGAUCCUAGCUUUAGCUCCAACUUUUGAAAUGAAUCCCAUGAAGAAAAAGAUCUUGGCUGCUAAAGGAGGAAGAGUUAUCAUUGAAUGUAAACCCAAGGCUGCACCCAAACCCAAGUUUUCAUGGAGCAAAGGGACGGAGUGGCUUGUCAACAGCAGCAGAAUACUUAUAUGGGAAGAUGGUAGCUUGGAAAUCAAUAAUAUUACAAGGAAUGAUGGAGGAGUCUAUACGUGCUUUGCAGAAAAUAAUAGGGGGAAAGCUAAUAGCACUGGGACUCUGGUGAUCACAAAUCCUACACGAAUCAUUUUGGCCCCCAUUAACGCUGAUAUCACUGUUGGAGAAAAUGCUACGAUGCAGUGUGCCGCGUCCUUUGACCCGUCCUUGGAUCUCACGUUUGUUUGGUCCUUCAAUGGCUACGUGUUAGAUUUUAACAAAGAAAACACAAAUAUCCACUACCAGAGGAAUUAUAUGCUCGAUGCCAAUGGGGAACUGCUCAUCCGAAAUGCCCAGCUGAAGCAUGCAGGAAGAUACACAUGCACAGCGCAGACCAUCGUGGACAAUUCUUCAGCUUCGGCUGACCUUGUUGUCCGAGGUAAAAAGAGAAAAGAUGGAGAGAAAAACAUGGUGGACCCCUUUCUCCCCGUCUGUGCCAGCCUGCCUCCAACCUGGUGAUCGGGAUGCUCACCUUUUGUGUGAAAGCCCCCUUCUCCCGAAAUUAAAAAAAAAAAAAAAAAAAAAAAAAAAGCAGUGCCGUACUAGAUUUGACUAAUUAACCCAACCUUGUAGCUUUUACAAUUCCAUUCCCCAUCCUAGUUCGUAGAGGAUGUUUGAGACUUCUUAACACGCUUUGAAGUGAGAGGUUUUAAACUCCUGGAUUAGCUUUACUAACCCCUGCAAACAACGCCUCACAAACUAACCUAGGGCAUCGUAUACUAGCCCAGUGAAAGUCCCAUAUUUCCUGUCCUGUUUUUCUUUGAGAUUAUGUAUCUCAGAAGUUAGCUCAUUACCAUAAACAGUUAAGAAGACCUGGCGACAUAUAAAACAGGAAUGCUGCCGCCACCGGAGCUGUUUACUUUAUUACAGCAGGUAAUGAAGAGUUGCCGUCCAGUUCACCGGUCCUUGGUCCUUUUAAUAGGAGUGCACGCUGGGCGGGGUCGCACUACUAGUGACUUCUUUAUCUAACAAUGCCUUUCGUGCUUUGGAGGAACUGUUGAAAAGCAGCUGUAAGCCAUCAGCCAGGGAUCACGACCUUCGAGUGUCUGGGAGCAGAGUCUGGGUUUAGGAAGUAAACAUGGCCAGUGUAUAUAGCGAGAUUCCCAGGAUGAUGGUGAAGUCUUCAACAGCUUGCUUUCACAGUAAACUGUGGUAACUCCUCCCAUGAUCCUUCUCCGCCUUCUCCUUCAGGAGGAAGGGUGGGGCUUGUAUUAGGAUCACGCUGAAGUGAAGACUGGACCCGAAUGUUCAAUUCUUCCUGGGACUGCUUAAAUUUCCUCUGUUUUCUUUGUUUAGAGAGAAACAUACUUAAAAUUCUUAAUUUUUUUCCAAGAAGUAAUUUUUGCUCCACUUAGACAGUUUUACGUGUAGCAAUGAGAUAUUAUUUAGUCAUUUCAUUUAGUGAUUAGUGACCCCCAACAACUUCAUCUGUGGUUGAGGGGAACUAUUUGAGGAUGUGUAUAUUACUCUUAAAUAAUUACACAUGGAUGGUUACACUACAAAUAAUUUUCAAAGGACAAGGAUCUCUGGAUUUCUUAUAUUCAUCCUUUAUAUCUUGUAGUUGUGGUUGACAUAAAGAACUAUCUACAUCAAUUUCUAUUUUAGUAAAUAUUCAAAACUAUUUUGAGGUGUUUUUUUUUUUUUUGUGUGUGUGUGUGUGUCUGUAAAUAUCGCCAUGGAAACACAUCUGAGUCACUACUUGGGGCAUUUUCUUUAAGAAUUUUUUCUUUGUUCAUUUUACAUACCAACCGCAGAUCCCCCUCUCAUCUCUCCUCACGCUCCUCCCCAGACUCCCCCUCCCCCGACUAGCCCCCCAUGCCCUCCUCCAAAAGGGUAAGGGCUCCCAUGGGAAGUCAGCAAACCCUGGUACAUUCAAUUGAGGCAGGACCAAGACCCCUCCCCCCUGCAUCAAGGCUGAGCAAGGUGUCCAACCAUAGGUAAUGGGCUCCAGAAAGCUAGCUCAUGCACCAGGGAUCGAUCCUGAUCCCACUGCCAAGGGUCCCUCAAACAGACCAAGCUACACAUCUCUCUCCCAUGCCAGCUUUACAGCUGUUGGUCUAAAGUUCAUGAGUUCCCAGGAACUUGGUUCAGUCAUCUCUGUAGAUUUCCCCCAUCAUGACCCCCCCCCCCCCCAGGCUCAUAUAAUCCCUCUUCCCUCCCUUCAACUGGACUCCGAGAGCUCAGCAUGAUGCUUGGCUGUAGAUCUCUGCAUCUGCUUCCAUCAGUUACUGGAUGAAGGCUCUAUGAUGACAGUUAGGGUUUUUAUCAAUCUGAUUACCGGGGUAGGCCAAUUCAGGCACCCUCUCCACUAUUGUUAGUAGUCUAAUCUGGGGUCAUCCUUGUGGAUUCCUGGGAAUUUCCCUAGCUGUAUCUGAGGUGAUACCUUCAAGAACAGACAAGAAAAUAAAGAAUGAAAAUUCAUAAAGAAACCACAUGGUAGGAAAGUAUGAAUUCUCGUCUUUAAACAAGAAAGGUUUCUUAGCUUCAUUAACUUCCUCUUGCCAAAAUCUCAUUUCUAAGCAGGGUAGAAGUUCUUUUUUAUUUAUUUUUUAAUCAACAUUAGAGAACAUUUGCUAUUUAUCUCUGACUUACUGAAGCUCAAACUUGAACAGCUGCAUACCACACUGAUCUGAUUUUGUAGCAUUACAAAUGAGCCAUUGUCCUGACAGAUUCUCUAGUAUUAGCAGGCAUGUUGUAAUGAAGGGUCUUUAAUUGACUUAUUUGGUAAAGGAGGAACAAAUGGCCAGCUAAAACUUACAUGUUUUUUCUCUAUUGACAAGUUUUAUUUUGAGAUGAUUUUUAUCAAAUAAAGGGUGAUGGUUUCCAUAGUUUUUGUUUUCUGCUUGUGGGUAGCACUUUGGUAAAAAUUAACAAUGGGUACAGAAGAUGUGUUGUGAUGCUUUGGUUUUUAUAUUGCAAACUGACCACUUGUCAGGAGAAAGAGAAUGACCACUUUGAAAUUGGCAACAUUUAUUUAAAGAAUAGGUGACAUCACAUAGACUGGAAAUAUUUAGCAGGCAGCGUUGGAAAGUACUUCACAUUGCAGACACAUGGUCUGAGCUUUUAAAGUGGCAUGCCCUGGUUUAGUCACACUGGGCUAGGAAGGUGUGUCACCUAUCAGACCAUACUCAGUCUCUGACUGCCCAAGAGGGUCUGGCAGUCAUCUUUCCAGACCGGAAUUCUUUUACAAAAUACACAGACACUAGCUGUGAGGAGCACUGAGCACUGGGCUCUUUCUUCGUCUACCCAGUCAAUGGGUCAGUAGUAAAAUGAUUAAGAUACAAGAGUAAAUUAGUGAAAGAAACUAUGGUGUGACAGAUGACAGUCUGUGCCACUCCACAGAUUCUGGACAUUUCUCUGUUUCUUCACUGGUGAACAGAACUGAAACAAGCUUUGGUGGUCGAUGGUGGACUCCCCAGUGCCUGGAUGUAACCCUGGGAAGGAGGCUGCUGACUAGAUGUGCUUCAUCCUGCAAGGAUGAAGGGGGAUGGCUCAGAGCAUCCUCUGUCAGCAUCUCUGAGGACACUAAAGCUGGAGAGCAAGACCAUGUGGAUGAGGAACAGAAAGGGUAGAGCCAGUGUAGAACAGGAAGGGUGGUAUAUGUCCACUCCUCCAUCUGAGCAGGGCAGGAAGACACUAGCCAAGCAGGGGGAUCAUCACAAGGCUGCUGUGGCAUCAUCUGGUUGGAUCAGGAAACGGAGGUCAGCCAGUCUGUAGAGAUGUGACAUGUGAGCUCAAAAAUACUCAGCAUGGAAGGCUGGAGAAGGAUUGUAAGGCGACUGAUGCAGGAGAGGGAUGGAAAGCAGAGAACUGCUUUCACCAACUUUACUCUCUUUUCCAUCUCUUCCCACCCUUUCCUUUCUUUGCUUCUUUUUCUACUGUUUCCAUCUCCCCUACUCUUUAAUGGUGGUAAGAAAAACUAAUAACUUGACUCUGCAAGAGCUAGUCACAAAAAUGCAUCAGUUCACCACCUUCCUUCAGCUCUUUUUAUUAGAUAUAAGAUUUUCAUUAAUUGUUUAAGCAUUCCACACUUGCAUACAAUGUACUUUGAUCAUAUUCAUCCCUACUCCUCCCAGAACUCACCCCAGAUCCUCCCCCAACUCCUUCUCCCAAUGUCAUGCCUUCUUCUAAUUUGUGCAUCCCAUAUACUCAUGGGUGUGAACCGCCCACUGGAGUGUGACUGACCUACCAGGGACUACAUCUUCGAAAACUGACUCUCUCCCACCCCCAGCAAUAAUCACCUUUCAAUAUUGCCUUAGUGAAGGGUGAAAGCCAUGAGCCUUUCCCACCUCAAAGGUGGAAUGUAGACUGUUUUGAUUUUGUUCUGGUUUUGUGCAGGCACCAAGGCUGUUGUGAGUUCAUGGGUGCAUCUUAGCAAUCUUUUCCCCUUGUCUUCUCUGACCUCUAGCUCUUAAAACAUUACUACCCCCUCUUCUGAGAUUGCCUGUGAGCCUUGGGGAAAGCCACUAUACAUCUUUAAAAAUGAAGAGAAAGAAAUAAAUUGAAGAAUAAAAUAAUUCAAAUCAAGGCCCCUUCCAGAUGAUGAAUUUCUAUCAUGUUUCAUGAUAAUGUACCCUUGAGAUGAAAAUGUGCUUAUAGAAAUCAUUAUCUUCUGGAUGAGGAUGCCCUAACAAAUGCUAAAUAUGUGGUAAAAUGCUGAGAAUGUGUGUAAUAGCCGUUUGCUGGUAUACUUCCUGAUGUUAGUUCUUCCCAUGAGGAUUUAUUGAGAGUACACAGGGAUGAACGGAAAGAAGGAAGGGGGAGAGAGGAAGGAAUGAAAGGAAACUUGAAGUCACAGUUAUGUGUAACCCCCGUGCCCCCUAUCUGUCAUUGAGAAGAGUCUCAGGAAAGGGCUGUUGGUUUUUUGGGUGCCGCCUUUUGUUCUAGGGCACACAGUUUCUUUGUCUCACUUUCUACCACAGCACCGUCACUCUGGAGGAAAAAAAAUCAACCAAGUAACAUGACCAUCCACUGCGUCAAACCCUCCUGUGGGAAGUGCCGCAGCCUGGCCUGGGGGCAGCUCCGGCCAUCCAGAAUUCCAUGCUACACAGUAGCGGUGCAGUCUGCAUUUCCCCUCACUUGCCACGGAAAACACUUCAUUUUCUAGGAUCCCUGCUGCUUUAAGAUGAUAAAUGAACGGUUCUUCUUAGGAGUAAUUACUGCUUCCAGGAGCCGUGACUCCUAGAAAGCGCUUUGAGCGAUAAUGGUAACUGACGUUUUCCAAAGGUUCUGAGGACUAGGCGGCUAUUCCAGUCACACCAACAAUCCAAUAGUGAACUCACAUUGCUCCCAUUUUACCAACGAGAAAGCAAGAAUUCUGUCGUUUGAAAACCCUGACCACGUUAAAUUAGCAUGUGAAUUCUAAAGGCAUGCUUACUUUGAACUGUCAGAUUCCAACUUUUUAAUUUUACUAUGAUUUGUUUUUCCUCUGAGUGACAUCUUUAUCUUGGAGACAAAUAUGAGAAAUAACUAGGUGAGAAGCGCGAGAGAUGGGGCAGCCAUUAAAUGCUAAGGCUCAUAAUAAGAGAUUAUGAAGCAGACAAGUUUAUUUUGUAUUAGAAAAAAUAUUGCAAAUUAAUAUUAUCACAUAAGGGAUUUGAGGGUGCUGGCCGCUCCUUUCAUCUGCUCCCUCAGUUCCACCUCCUGGUAAUACAGCCUCUCAAGGUUAGUGUGUGAAUGAACACUGUAAGGACAUCAGCUGUGAUCAGUUCGUCCAUAUGGUCAACAAUGGACCCUAACAAGCCAAGCGUGCCUCAGAGAUCAACAUGACAAAUAACAACCAUAUAUUUGCCCAGUAAUGUCAUGUUUCAGUCACUGAACAACUCAAAAAGUUACGAUGCACACAAAGUCCCUAACCAAUCUACUAACGUGUGCAACAUCAUCACUACUGCUCACCUGAAACUCCAAGAAUUUCAGAGAAAAACAGCAGGGAAAUGAUGAGCACGUCAGCAAGUAGAAGCUAACCUGGGAGUUUCUUCUGCAAGCCCUUGUAACAUCGCUGUACACUAAUGCUCAGCAGAGUUUGGAUGCAUCGUAGAAGCUUAUCUUCCAUUAAAAAUUGCUUCUUUCCUCUUUCACCUUUUCUAUUUUAAUUCUCUCAAAUACUGUGCUCAGUACUUGAUUUGCUUGUUAGUCUCAUUAACAAGUGACCCUGUGUUUCAGUCUGGAUUUUACACGUUAAAAAAAAAAAUGUGGUUUAUUCUCUUUGAAUAGCAAGUAUGCUCUAUAUUGUGUACAUAUCUGUAUUUGAUCGUUUAACAUUAAGUAAAAGCACACUCAGAGAUGAUAAUUUUAAAAGUUUGUUUACCUUUAUUGUAUUCGUAUGUAUCAUUCUAAGGAAUAAAUUUUACUGCUGUCAA
Molecule: messenger RNA, 8009 nt
Organism: Peromyscus californicus insignis
Lineage: Eukaryota; Metazoa; Chordata; Mammalia; Rodentia; Cricetidae
Gene: Cntn1
Product: contactin 1
Exons: 16
Coding region: 220-2109 (629 amino acids)
Biological process (GO): cell-cell adhesion; brain development
Molecular function (GO): cell-cell adhesion mediator activity
Source: RefSeq, a predicted model, not a curated record